Molecule: messenger RNA, 1349 nt
Organism: Elaeis guineensis (African oil palm)
Lineage: Eukaryota; Viridiplantae; Streptophyta; Magnoliopsida; Arecales; Arecaceae
Product: phytolongin Phyl1.1
Cellular component (GO): membrane
Source: RefSeq, a predicted model, not a curated record
AUUUGAGGACAGCUUCUGGGAAGUCAAUUUGGAUCACCCACAAGAAACAGGGUGUUCUGUUUUCAGUUAUUCUCCAACCUGUAUCCUUCCAGGAAGGGGCUUCUUUUUGGAACCCUAACCCUCACGCGCUCCCUUUCGUGCCUCCCCUCCCUUCCUCGCUUCCUUCCUUCUCGCAGUUCUCCGACAAGAGUCCAAUCUUUCUUUUUUAUUUCUUCGUCUGAUGUCUAUGUCUUUACCUAUGAUUCCGAUCUCUGGGUCCAAUCCCCCACCUUUUGAAAAUUCUACCGCUCACUUCUGGGUCUGAUUCCAAAUCCCCAUGGAAAGGUUUCCAAAUUUCUACGUCCAUCGAAAUUUCUACGAGUUUUUCUUCCAAUUUGAUUCAAAACCCUGGUGAGAUUUCAGAGGAGAGCCCUCCAUCUCCAAUGGAAUCCCAGCCUCCACCCGGGAACAUAGUCUUCUGCUGCGUUUCCAAAGGCAACAGAAUCCUCCACAAGUUCAGCGGUGGUGACCGUGAGCUCGAGGCACUGGCCGAGCGCUGCCUGGAAAAAGCCCCAGCCCUGCAUUCCUGGUACUCCCACACUGUUGGCUCGAGGACCUUCAGCUUCCUAAUGGAUGGUAAUUUCACUUACUUUGCCAUUGCUGACCCGAGCACCAACAAUUUGGAGACCCGCCGGUUCCUCGAGCGCUUGCGAGACAGUUUCAAGGCCUCCAAGAAUGGAUUCCAGGAUGAAUUGGUCCCUGUCAUUGGCCGCUUGAUAUCUUCUUUGGAGAACAUGUCCAGGAAUCAGUCCUCCGACAGUGCAUCGACCGAUGGAUCCACCAAUUCUGCAACGAUGCUUCUUUUAGGGAAGGCGAGUGGGAAACAUGAUCGAAAGAAAUCAAAGGAGAGGGUGGUUGAGGCUGAAGAUGGCAGCGAUGAUCGUAACGAUAGGGGGAUAAAGAUUGAAUUGCCUCAUGAACCUGCAGGUGGUGUUGUUUCUCUGAGGAAGAGCUUGAGCUCGAGGAACCGAGGUCCCCAGCAUGCACGAAAAUUAUGGUGCCGCCAUGUGAAGAUAGUGCUUGCCAUUGAUGCAGUCCUCUGCUUGGUGCUGUUUGGGGUCUGGUUGGGGGUCUGUAGGGGUUUCCAGUGUCUUUAUUGAUGAUGGAUUCAGAGCUCAGCAAGGUUGUUAGCUUCGAGCAGAAUGUUAUAUGAAUAUGUAGUCCUGCAGUUUUGAGAGAUGGAGGAUAUGGAAGAUGAUUCAGUUAAACUGAGACUUGUUUAUGUUUGAUGUAUAUAUAGUUUUCAUACCUUCCUAUAUGAAAGAUAUGUUACGAGUGCUAGAUUUGCGAUAUAUAUGGCUUUUCACUGA